CCUGGUCCCAUACUGUGUACAUGUACAGUACAUCCUGUUGCUCAUCACAUUCGACGACAUCCGAUACAUGAGCGGUCUGUCGAGAGAAUGCACAAUCGCUUUGUUUGAGAUUUAUCCGAUCAUGCUCACAGCUCCUGUGACAUCUCCUAGGUCACCUCACCUUUUCAUGUCCUCGACAUAUCCAAGGCAUUCCUCGUCCUUACCUAGCCAUCCACUUCUGUUCUGCGCCAGCAACUCCAGCUCCCCACCGCUGCUUGCUGGCGCAUGGUGAUGUCGAUAUUAGUAUACAUUGGACAUACCGGUCAGCGACUCGUCCUCGAUCCGCGCGACACGAGUACCGUCGAUGCCCUGCGAACAUGCAUCUCUACCCACGCCGGCAUCCAGCCGCGUAACCAGAUCCUCCUAACCCUCCACGGUAAACAAGUUCGACCUCAGACUCUCCUUGUCGAGACCGAACUAUUCGUCUUCGACUCUGCUCAGUUCAGCGGAACCAAUGCCGGAGAUUCGGCGGCGGCGGCGGCGCUCGAUGACGAUUACGACCCUGGUUCACCACCGGACACUCUGACAAACCAAAACGACCUUGCGGCGUGGCAGAACUUGUUCAAGGAGCGGAGGCAGUAUGCUGAUGCUUUGCUCGAGGGUUGUACCGCGCGCGCGGCGUUGGCGCAGGAUGCUCGAGACGAGCAGGUCGUCAUCGAGCGAAGUUUGGCAGUUGCGGUGGCUAGCUUGCAGCAUCACAUCAAGAGCGCGGAGAAACAGUUUGCCUCGACGGAAACAUGGGCGAACGACGUAUUGAAGGAGCAACAGACUCAUACCGAUACGUGGGAGGACAAUCUCGCCAGACUGCGUAAUGUUGCUGCUAGGCCUGACUUUGCGCGGUUCUUACUGCCGAAGAACGGGUCUCCAUCGAAUAGGCGACUAUCUCAACAGCCAAGCUUGGACACUUUGCAGGCGUUCAUUGAUGUCGGAGUGGUGCAACGCGCCGCCACAACGGCUAGAGCGAAUGCGACAGCGCUGAGCGAGAGAAUUGACAUGCUUCGCGAGAAUCUCAGGACUGCCGAUCGCGAAAGUAUGGACCUUCGUCAAGCUGCUGAUCAACUCAAAAAUCGCAACAUCGACGACCAUGCUGUAGAACCCGAUCAAUUGAUAGAAGAAAUAGGUAUGGUGGUCCGCAAGAUGGCUUCUGAUCUCGAGCACGUUCGAGCACUUCCAAAGACGACUCAGUCAGUAUCACAAGCGUCGAAGAUGGCUCUAUUACAUACAAGACAGUACUUGACAAGCCUCAAUGACUAUCGAAUGGAGAUAAACGAACUCGUGCACCAACGACAACAGGAGAGAGCAGACGCAGCUAUGAAGGCACGAAAGCACAUGCAAACGUUGUCGAGUAUUGAAUCGCAAUUGGCAAAGCUGUAUCAGGAUAUGAAAGCUAUCAGCGUUCCCGAAGAUCAACAAGCGGCCUUCAAAUCUCUCAGUAUACUGUCUCGAUUGCCUUCCGUCUACGGUCAUCUUCUUGUGGAAUCGGUACGGCGUCGGGAAUGGGUGACGAAAAUGAAGCACGACACGUCAGCGCUGCAGGAAGAAGUGGCUACGUAUCAAGAAGAAGAGGAGAAAAGACGAAAGAAGUGGUCUCGCAUUGUUGACGAUGUUGUCAAUGCGGACGCAUUACAGGAUCGCGUCCUGGGCAUUGAGCUAAGUCUUCAAAACGAAGAUGAAAGCUGGCCAGACGUCGCACGACAAGAGCUCCAGGAUCACCUCAAGAAUGUUUCAGAUGUCUACGGCCCGGGACAAAUCGUGAGCGAUGUCGAACAGGCCAUCAAGGAUCUUGACAAGCCAACGCGACAACAGGUUAAGCAUGCCAAGGCAUUCAAGCAGGGCAGCGUACACGAGGCUACCUUUGGCAACACUUCACUACUGCUACGCGGAGACGAACAGCAUCGGGCUCUGCGAGAUGCAAACCUUCUGUUGGAGCAAGAGGUUAAGGCGCACAAAAGCCGCGUCGUCAAGCUGGAAAGUCUCCUCUAUCGAGCAAACCAGGCAUCACGGACAAGUACUGGUGAAGUCUUCACCCCUCUCACGGAAGGAUCCAUAUCUGGUCGAAGUCCGAUAGGACAAACCUCAGAAGAUUUCUCGAGGAAUUCUUCUCUGAAGCCCCGAAGACAGUCUUUUGCCCAAGGGAUCGAAGAGAAAAAGCUCGUCAAACGAGUUGUUGACCUUGAGGCUGAGCUCCAGUCGUUCAAGGACGACGCCCAUACCAGAAAGGCUUCAGAUGCGGAGACCCAGAAACAAGUCGAGGAUGCACUUUCCAUGAAGCGAGAUUUGAUGGAAAACAUGGAGGCCCAGCAACGCGAGUUCGCCAAUGAGCGGCGUGGGCUCGAGAAAGAACUUGCCGAAGCGAAGGAUCGUGCCGAAGAACUUGAGAAUGAAAUGGAGCGAAUGGCUGGCUCGCGUGACGGAUUUGAUUACGAGAUUGCCAGACUGAAGGAUGACGCCGCGGGUCAUGCGGCGAGAGCUGCCACCGAAUUCGAUGCCCGUCGAAGCUUGGAGCUUAAGUUGUCCCGCGCGGAAACUGCGCACAAGCAAGUUGAGCAAGAAGCUCAAGCUCUGCUGCAGGAACAGGCUCGGCAACAAGCGACCAAUGCCGAGAAUCGGACUCUGCUGGCUACGGCAUGGGCUCAUCUUGCACCGGGAAGUGAUGCACCAGCUGACAUCGCAGAAAUGGCCGCAGCACUUGAAGAUCUUGCGAGACGAUCAGCUGCCCACGCCAAAGAUCUUGAAGAGGCCGUUUCCUUCGCCAAAGCGGAAAACCAGUCAUUGUGGGCCAGCAACGAGCGCCAAAAGACAGAGCUGUCGGCUGGCGCACAAAAGCAAGGCGAGACGGAAGCGUUGGUUCGUGUUGCCGAAGAUCGGGCCUCGGCGGAGGAAGCGAGGGCCGGAGCUUUGGAAGAGCAGCUACGUGCUGAGCAAGAACAAUUGCGGAUAUCGCGAAGCCGGUUCGCGGAAGGCGAAACGGGAUCUGAAGCUCUGCGCCAGCGUGUGGCGGAAGAAGAGGCAAGAGCCAAUUCGUUGUCGGUUGAGCUCGCUGAGGCGCGAUCGCAUCACACAAGUCUCGAUGCAGAGCUCACUCGGCUGAGAAGCCAAGUGUCAAGCCUUCAAACUGUCGCUGAUACGUCGACGGAACUAUUAGAUGGUCGGCGCGAGCGUGCCAAGGAGGUUUCACAGCGAUUAUUCUCCCAGAACGCCCGCUUGGUCAGGCUCUUGGAUCGCCUUGGUUUGGUCAUAUCUUAUCAGGAUGAUGCGAUGGUCAUAGAACGCGCAUCCAAGAUGGGCGCCAGCACAGCCAACAUGCUUGAUGCCAGUGGUUUACAACUGGCGAGGGUGACGUCAAUUGCUUCACCUCCCGGAACGAGGAAGCCAUCCACCACGGAACCCGAGGCCAUGUCCGAGCUCCGUCUAAUCCAAUGGAUGAAUGCUACGACUGUUGAUGAUGAAAACGCGCAAUUCGAAGCAUUCCUGAAGCACAUUGCAAAAUUUGACCUCGAUGUUUUCUCCGAUGCUAUCACAAAGCGAGUCAAGGACUUCGAAUACACAGCCAAGAAGUACAACAAGGAGGCGAAGGAGAGUACGAAGCGAGCGGAGGCAUACAAAGAACGAGCCCUGAAAUUGCGACACGAGGCUCACACCAAGAUCGCAGUGCGAGAUUUCAAGGAGGGCGAUCUCGCUCUGUUUUUGCCCACACGCGGCGGCCAAGUGAAGGGUGCCUGGGCCGCUUUCAAUAUCGGCUGUCCGCACUUUUUCCUCGCAGAACGCGAUGGUAUGCGCCUCGGAACUCGCGAUUUCAUCGUCGCACGUAUACAGAAGGUCGAGCAGAAGAUUGUUGACCUGGGCAGAACCGGCUCGUCUGCCGUAUCUACGCCGGCCGUGGAAUUUGGCAGUGAAGGACCUAGCUCGAUGCUCGUGGAGGACGACAACCCAUUUGACCUCUCCGAUGGCCUGACCUGGUGGAUGGUGCAUGCCGUCGAGGAACGUGGCGCAGGUGCUGCACCGACGACACCAGGUCUAGGGAAGAGCACUGUCGCUGUCAGCGGGCUGGACGCUAAGGGUAGCAUCCGCAUCAAGCGCAGUCCCAAGAGCGAUGAUGCUAGCAAGCAUCUCAACAAGAGCCUGGAAAGUCGACGCAGUAGCUCAGCGAGCAAGAAGAGCGCACAGGCAAUGCCGCCGCCUUCCUCGCCCAAGGCUGCGCCGACUAUUGCAGUUGCUACCGACAGCGGUGUGGUCGGCUUCCGACAACAGCGUCCAGAAAGUCAGCAUUCCUCCUCGUUGCCGAGACAAGGUGGGUUCUCAUCCUCGCCGCUUGGACUGGGAGUUGUGAACAACACCGAAGGCGAAGGUUUCCCACCGCACCCUCAACAAAUCGCGUCCACUUCACAGCACCAUCCCUUGCUGCAAAAUUCACAAUCGCAGCAUCAUCCACAACAUCAUUACCAGCAGACCCUACAAUUAGGGAACACGCUUGUACCACAUCGCGCAGAGUCGCAGUCGGUGCCGCCGCAAGCCCAUUUGCAGCAGUCGCAACAGGCCCACUACUAUGGCGCCCAACAUCGUGACAGCAGCGAUACCUUAAAUCCGACUCAACCUUCCCAGCUCCCCCCUCCACUUCCCCCCAAAGUCAUGGAAACGCUCCCCUUCGCCCCUCGACAAACUUCCUCUCCUUCACCCAAUCCCACCCAACAACAGCAAUCCGAACUGCAUCCCCAGCGCUCCCUUUCGCCGCUGAAGGAUAUGCUGCAGCGUCAAUACCACCAGCAGGGCCAGACUGCGGCGUCCAAUCCCCAUGGCGGCUCGUCCUCCUCCUCUGCGGGUCCGAUGGUAGCCCAGGCGAAACCGGGAUGGGAGUCGUUGUGGUCAACGGGCUUCUCCGUUGAAUCCAGCCCUGAGAAGAAGAAUGGUGGUCCGGGGCCCGGGACUGGCAGGUAGUCGGUCGAUACGUGGCUGAUGCGACCAGCUGAAGUGUCACGAGCAUCGGCGUGUCGCCCGCGAUCAGUGUACUGUACGUGUUGGGACAUGAUGUGAUAUUGGUCGGUCAUCUGGCCGUAAUGUCGACCCCUUCUGACAAACAGAUUGGGUUCUUACAGGGCCUGUACGAUGGGGUAGUGGUAGAAUCUGGUCUUCACGAAGACGCGAUCAUGGACAAUUUUGGAGCGAUGCAUCCGGUUACGAGGAUCACCAAACCUGCGAGUAUGGUGUAUUAUUGCUCAAAUCGUACUUUCUGUUUAUUAUUCAUUGUCAUUUUAGGUGAUCAUGUCAACCUUUGGUAUAUAUAAUCCUGUCACUGAUAACCCU
Messenger RNA from Dissoconium aciculare CBS 342.82, 5340 nucleotides. RefSeq lists its product as uncharacterized. The record is from RefSeq and is a predicted model, not a curated record. Gene Ontology annotation, cellular component: phagophore assembly site membrane; extrinsic component of membrane; Atg1/ULK1 kinase complex. The transcript has 2 exons. Gene Ontology annotation, molecular function: protein kinase binding; molecular adaptor activity. Gene Ontology annotation, biological process: positive regulation of protein phosphorylation; autophagosome assembly; autophagy of mitochondrion. Lineage: Eukaryota; Fungi; Ascomycota; Dothideomycetes; Mycosphaerellales; Dissoconiaceae. Bases 271 to 4974 code for a protein of 1567 amino acids.